Parnassius apollo (apollo) is the source of this 717-nucleotide messenger RNA. Lineage: Eukaryota; Metazoa; Arthropoda; Insecta; Lepidoptera; Papilionidae. The record is from the annotation of a GenBank genome assembly.
AUGUCUCAGCUCGAUGAUGAGGAUAUUGAAAAUUUACUGCAGCAAUCUGACCUAGAGGAUAUAGGUGAUGAUGAGGACGACACAUGGGCCCCGGAUGCUGAAAAUGACGGUUUAUCUGAUGAUUCUGAGGACGACAUGCCUCUGUCUUCACUGCCGAUUUCUCGUGAAUCUGAUGAUGGAAAAUGGAUUAAAAAGAAGUUCCGUGGUAGGCCUACCGCAGUCCAACAGCCUCCAGACCCAGGUGAGCCACCAAAAUCGCCAGCAGAGUAUUUUGAAAACUAUUUUACUGAGGAAUUAUUUGAACAGUUUUCGACUGCCACUUCACAGUACUAUAUAGCUGAAAAGGGGUGUGCAAUGAAGCCACAAUGCUCGCCAGGUGAGAUUAAAAAGUUUUUUGGGGUUCAUGGUAUGAUGAGUCUUGUCAAAUGUCCUAGGAUGAAGAUGUACUGGCAUCAGAAAUUUAAAUACGAUCCUAUUGCCUCGGCGAUGUCUCGUGAUCGUUUUUUUUUAUUACGAGUUAAUCUGCAUGUUGUUGAUUAUAAUAGCGUUGAUGAGGACGAAAAGGCCAGGAACCGUUUGUGGAAAAUACAGCCUAUGAUAGACGCUGUUAGAAAUCGUUGCCUGGCAUUGCCUCGAGAAAGCACUACAUUCUCCAUAGAUGAGCAAAUGAUUCCUUUUACUGGCCGAUGUCCUGACAAGCAAUAUGUCCCGCCGUAG